AGAGAGCAGUGUCGGAGGGUGGGAGGCAGCCAGCCAGAGGUAUGUCCACGGGAAGUUAGAAUCAACAGCAGUGGCUGAGAGCAGGCCGUGCAGGAGCCCCUGUGUACCUACCAACCAACCCACCGCCUCCUGGACCUGCCCCCUCCCUCCUCCUCCUCCUCCUCCUCUCCGCCUCUGCUGCGGCUCUUCACGCUACCAGCCGCUGUCUGGUCGCAGCGGUCCGGCUCCAACAUCCCCGAUGCGCCGCGGCGGCUGGAGCCUCCUUCACCUCCCUCUCGGUGCAAUGCAACACGGGCCGGUGCUCCCAGGGUGUCCUGCUACAGCUAACGGAGGGUUUUAACAGCAACAUGUCAGAGCGAGUCACAUCUGGGGCCUCUGCACGUCUCUUCUUUGCUCUAUCGCGGCUCUUGGUUCAUGUUUCUUCCGCGCACUUCUGAGGAAGACUCCCCUCCGCUGCUGCACUUCAGAUUUUGGGAUAUCUGUAGCAUUUUCGGGUUCUGCAGACGUCUUAGAGGAAACCCAGAGAGCUGAUUGAGAGCAAAACAUUUUAAGAGGCUUCACAGCUCCGUCAUAUUUGGGAGGAUUUACAGUGUCUGGCUGCAGGACCACCGGUUGAACCGUUAGGAGUUAAUUGUUUCUGGAAGUGUUUGAGGAGAAAGGUGUGGUGCUUUGACUGUAAACACGUCACGUAUCAAGUGUUGGGACCGCACAGCGCCAUGGUGAUCUUCAAUGGGCAGCUGAAGAUCAAGAUCCGCGAGGCUCUGGACCUCAAACCGACGGCAUGGUCCCUGCGUCACGCCGUCGGCCCCAAGACCCAGACCUUCCUCCUGGACACAUACAUCGCCCUGAACGUGGACGACUCCCGCGUGGGCCAGACCUCCACCAAGCAGAAGACCAACAGCCCCGCGUGGAACGAUGAGUUCACCACGGAGGUGCACGACGGCCGCAGGAUCGAGCUCUCCGUGUUCCACGACGCGCCCAUCGGAUACGACGACUUCGUGGCCAACUGCAUCAUCCAGUUCGAGGACAUCCUGCACAACGGCAGCAAGCACUUCGAGGACUGGGUUGACCUGGAGCCAGAGGGGAAGGUGUAUGUUGUUAUUGACCUUUCAGGAUCUUCCAGUGAAGCUCCAGCUGGCUCCACCGAAAAUGAGGAGCGAGUGUUUCGGCAGCGGAUGGGUCCCAGGAAGCGCCAGGGUGCCGUCCGCCGGCGGGUCCACCAGGUCAACGGACACAAGUUCAUGGCCACCUACCUGAGGCAGCCCACCUACUGCUCCCACUGCAGGGACUUCAUCUGGGGCGUCCUAGGGAAGCAAGGCUACCAGUGUCAAGUGUGUACCUGUGUGGUCCACAAGCGCUGCCAUGAGCUGAUCAUCACCAAGUGUGCAGGGAUGAAGAAGCAGGAGGACACAGUGGAGGAGCAGGUCGGCUCUCAGAGGUUCAGUGUCAACGUGCCGCAUAUGUUCAGCAUCCACAACUUUAAAGUUCUCACCUUCUGCGACCACUGUGGGUCUCUGCUCUGGGGUCUGCUGCGACAGGGACUCCAGUGUAAAGUGUGUAAAGUGAAUGUACACAGGCGCUGUGAGAGUAACGUAGCUCCUAACUGUGGCGUGGACGCCAGAGGAAUCGCUAAAGUCCUCUCUGACCUCGGAGUCACACCAGACAAGAUCUCCAACAGCGCCCACAGACGGAAAAAGCUUCCUCAGGGUCAGGACCCCCAGCAGCCAUUAUCAGGGCCCAAGACAGAAGACGAUCGCUCGAGGUCCGCCCCCACCUCACCGUGUGACCAGGACGUGAAGGAGCUGGAGAACAUCCGCAAGGCGCUAUCGUUUGACCACCGCGCAGAGGAGCACACAAAACACCCCCUCUCCUCCCCGUCAUCUGUAGCCACGGUAACAGAGGACAGUCACAAAGAUGGAGGAGGCAAGGUCGGAGUCGAGGGCGAAGGGAACCGGGAGAACGGAGAGGUCAAAGGUCACAGCGCUCCUGAAAUCAAGAGGAUGAAUUUGCACGACUUUGUGUUCAUCAAAGUUCUGGGGAAAGGAAGCUUCGGGAAGGUGAUGCUGGCGGAGCUGAAAGGCACCGACGAGGUCUACGCUGUCAAAGUGCUGAAGAAAGACGUGAUCCUGCAGGACGACGACGUGGACUGCACUCUGACCGAGAAACGGAUCCUGGCCCUGGCCAGAAAACACCCGUACCUGACACAGCUCUUCUGCUGCUUCCAGACUAAAGACCGGUUGUUCUUUGUGAUGGAGUACGUUAACGGAGGCGACCUGAUGUUUCAGAUCCAGCGGUCAAGGAAGUUUGACGAGGCGCGGUCUCGUUUUUACGCAGCUGAGGUCACGUCCGCUCUGAUGUUCCUGCACCGGCAUGGAGUCAUAUACAGAGACUUGAAGCUGGACAACAUACUGUUGGAUGCAGAGGGUCACUGUAAGCUGGCAGACUUCGGGAUGUGCAAGGAGGGAAUCCUCAGUGGAGUCACCACCACCACUUUUUGUGGGACACCAGAUUAUAUCGCUCCCGAGAUCCUUCAAGAGCUGGAUUAUGGCCCGUCAGUGGACUGGUGGGCUCUGGGGGUGCUGAUGUAUGAGAUGAUGGCAGGCCAGCCACCAUUUGAAGCUGAUAAUGAAGAUGAUCUGUUCGAGUCCAUCCUCCAUGACGACGUCCUCUACCCUGUCUGGCUCAGCAAGGAGGCUGUGUCCAUUCUUAAAGCGUUCAUGACCAAGAGUCCUAACAAGCGUCUGGGCUGUGUGGUGGCUCAGGGUUUGGAGGAGGCCAUUAAGCAUCAUGUGUUCUUCAGAGAAAUCGACUGGACGCUGCUGGAGCAGAGGAAGAUCAGACCACCAUUCAAACCACGCAUCAAAACCAAAAGGGAUGUGAAUAACUUUGACCAGGACUUUACACGUGAAGAACCCAACCUGACGCCGGUGGAAGACAGCAUCAUCAAGCAGAUCAACCAAGAUGAGUUUAAAGGAUUCUCCUACUUUGGAGACGAGACUGUGGCCUAAGCACACACACUGACACACACAGUAUAACAACAUACAUAGCCUACACACCACCAUCACCACACCUAAAAGAUCUUCAAGCAAAGACAUAAUAUUUAAAGAAACACGGCCUCUGGAAUGAGACCUUUUGAACUUUUACAGAUUCUGACCACUCCAGGAAUUAUACUAGACCACCUGUAUUGCUCUCUUUAUGGUUUCUGUGCUCUUGUUGUUUGUCCAUUUGUGCAUAUCCCAUCAAACUAUGUGCUGAAGCAGCAUGUGAGCGCAGGUCAGAUACUGCAAGAAACGCUCCCUCACGUGGUCCGGAUGUAUCUCUGAUGCAGGUAAAACAGUGGACAAAACCAAACUCUGUGUUUUCAGGGGGGUGUUUGGAUUAAAACGGUGGGCAAGGACAUGGGCUGUUAGUGUGUGUGUGUGUGUGUGCGUGUGUGAGAGAGCGAUAUUGUGAGUGCAAGCGUGCAUGCAUGCGUAGUUGCAAACCUCUAGAAAGAAUAAGACUGUCAUUUCUGUACAUGAUGUGCUGUAUCCUGUGUCUAUCUCUGUGUUUAAAGAAUGUUUUUUCUUCCCUUAACUUGUAUGUGAAUGGAAAAAAAAUGAACCAAUGAUUGUAUUUAAAGAAAAAAAAAAGGUCUUGAAAAGUACUUUAUUCAUUACAAAAGAGAUGUAAAAAGGAAAUGCAAGAAAUCAAAGAUUUUGUUUGGAUGAAGUCAUUAAGAAAUGAGAA
This is a messenger RNA of Epinephelus moara (kelp grouper), 3729 nucleotides long. Its product is annotated as protein kinase C epsilon type-like. Bases 717 to 3008 code for a protein of 763 amino acids. Gene Ontology annotation, molecular function: ATP binding; diacylglycerol-dependent serine/threonine kinase activity. The record is from RefSeq and is a predicted model, not a curated record. Gene Ontology annotation, biological process: protein phosphorylation. The transcript has 15 exons. Lineage: Eukaryota; Metazoa; Chordata; Actinopteri; Perciformes; Serranidae.